UACAGACAAAAAAGCAAAACUUUGUACUUCUGAUUCAUCUUCAGUGUAUGAGUCAUCUCGUUCGAGCCAAUCACAGGAUAAGCAGAAAAAGAAAACAUCAGGGUCAAAGUCUAUUCGUAUUUCUGACGAUUCAUUGGAAAUAGUAGGUGAAGACUUAGAAGCAAAAAAAGAUACAAUAGAUAUAUCACCUGAUUCCUUUAGCAAAUCGUCUUUAGAACUUGAAGAGCCAUUGUUUUGUACCUCCACUAUAGCUGAAAUAGAAGGCGCUUGUUUUACUGAAUCGACUUUAUUUGAACCAGUCUCCUGUGGGGUAGUUUUGCGAGCUGGCUCGACCCUA
This is a messenger RNA of Funneliformis mosseae, 337 nucleotides long. The record is from the annotation of a GenBank genome assembly. NCBI's taxonomy places the organism in Eukaryota, Fungi, Glomeromycota, Glomeromycetes, Glomerales, Glomeraceae.